AUGGCGACUGAUGAUAUCGAGACGUCUCGAUAUUCAGCUCCAGGGAAUGGCAGCUGGCAACCCCCAAUUACCUUGGCAGCACAGUUAGCACCGCGCCUCCCUUCUCAAGGGAACCAGACACAUAGCCUGAGCAAAGAGACAUUUUCCCUACUUCGUCAAGAACUUACAGGAGGCACACAUAGCCAACUCCAUUUUGAUGACAAGGUUACAGAUAUCAGCAAAUUGAUAUGCAUCGUUUUGAAAGCAGGCUUGGAGCCGUGCACUAAGGAUCCAAAGCCUGAUUCUCAAGGUCAGGUUUUGGAUUGUUUGGAUAUUGUAUUAGUAUCGAUUGAGAAGGCACCUCAAACUCUAACAGAAUAUCCUGAUCCACUUGUUUUGGGGGAAAGCUUUGGCCCUCUUGUCAUUCCACUGCUGGACUUUUACAAGCGUGUACAACGGUUCGUGAUAUGUAUUCGAUCAUGUUGCAACCAGGGCGUAUCCUCACCAUCGGAAGUCGAACUAAUGUACGGCUUGCUGCGAAUCCUGGAGGACAUUUUUGCAAUGGACACACUCUGCCAAUUCUCGACUUUACAGACACUUAGUGGUCUUACCAAGAUGUCUUGCCGUUUCCAGACUCUCGAGACACAUCUUCAGAUUGCGAUCCGUGGGUUUCUCAAUAUUAUCUCCCGUAUAAGUCUAGAGUGCGGUGGGCCAAAAACUGUCUCCCUCGAGCCAUCCGAAGUAUUUGUAUCGAAAUCGGACACCCGUUUUCAGCAACAUGAGCUCUCGAGCUCAGCGGUUCAGGAUGAGAUUCUCCAGGCGUCAAAACGCCGCUGUAUGCCUCGAGCCAGCCCGCACUCAGAGUCUGGAGACACAGUUCAGCAGCUUAUAGCAGUUUCACUUGCAUUGAUAGGUUUCACAUCCCCCGGCGGCUUGGGUGACCUGUAUCCGGCUGUUGUCACACUCGGCAAUAUACCGUGUGCUAUGGCUAGGGAACUAGAACAAUUAAGUGGCAUGGCAUCGAAUGGUACCCUACUUUGCCAUACUCCCACGUACCACAAGCCUCAGAAUCGCCGCAAUGGUCACGCUAAGACGAACACUGCUGCAUACGUCGGAUUCGACUUAUUCGCAGCUAGCCUCUUCUGUGUUCGGCGAGUUCUGCUUCCAUUCCCUUCGAAGCUCCAUCAGAGAGCUGCGGAUUGUCACUGGGUACGUUUUGUCGCAUGGACUAACAUCCAUGUAUUGCUAAGACUUUCCAAUGAUGAAGAGCUGAACAUUAUUCUUCUUCGCCUAGUUGAAUACCUAGGCCAUCCGAAUCCUUUCGUUUGUGCGGUAGCGUAUACUGAAAUUUCAAAACUUGCACAACGUCUUUCAGUCACUGCCGCAGGCUUGUUCAGGCCUUUUUGGAGGACUCUCUCCGUGACAAUAAUGAAAAACUUCCAAUCACGUCCUUACAUGGCAGAACACCUUUGUGAUCUGCUGGGAAUGAAAGUGGACGAUUUCCUCAGGUUGACUGAGCUAUAUGUACUACCACAUCUAGUGCUAACACGGAAGCGAGAUAUUAUUGCUAGGAUAGGGGCGACUUAUAAGGAUGCUAAAACCCCCUUCGAUAUCUGUUCAGAGAAAAAUAACCUUGCAGCAAUCCUGGCAUUCUUGUUAAGUCAAGCGUCGCCAAAUCCACAGGAUAUGGCAAUGUCUGCUUUGUCAGAAAUAGAUACUGCCUUUGAAGGUCGUACCUUGGCGGAGCUUGUACGGAUCGAACCGAUUCUGAUUGCAUGUCAUUUAUUCAAGGGUCUUGGGGAUUCAGGGGAUGAGAAAAGAGCAAGGUUCUAUCGUGCGCUUCAACUCCUAGCAGCCCUCGUCCCACGGAAGUCAGGGCAUGCAUCAAGGAGAACGAACCUGGUAGGCUACUUCAUUGAGGAGCAUAUUCUUGGUAUAAUUACCGAAUUUGCCCAUGCUAUCAACGAUUUCCAAAUCAGACAACCCUUGGUUGAAAAAAGAAGAAACAUCAUAGCUAUUGGAGAGAUGGUCAAGGUCGCGAAAGGACAUAUCUGUGCCUGCCUGCGGUCCGCCCUCGAAAUCGAGGAGUUGUGCAACGAUGCCUUCACAGUAUGGGCAGUACUAGUCAACUCCUUGCAUGACGAAGACAUUGAACCACUUCUUGACCAGACGUUAUCAAUUGUGAUCAGAUAUUGGGACAUGUUUACAGAGGAUACGAGAAAAUGUGCCUAUGAACUUGUCGAGAACAUUCUGAGAAAUCACAGUAAACUAGUGCAUGAUGUUUACAACACCAUGCCAUCGCUCGCUUCCAUUCCAGAGAUGUCCAAAUUUGAAUCCGAACUUAUGGAUUUGAAGGGAAGAAUGGACGUUCGAAGUCAGUUCUUGGCAUUUGUCCGACGUUGUCAAAGUGAGAACGCUACUGUCGUCGAACAAGCUCUAACGGAGCUAGUGCCGUACCUCUUAGAGCACGAUGAAUUCUGUGGUCUUGAUUCAGCUGUUACUCAGCGCUCUCGCGAUGUUCAGGCAGAUAAGAAGUAUGAACGUUGGUCAGAGCUUCCUGAGACGGUUCGCAACACUUUGACCCCCUUUCUCACGUCCAAGUAUACGGUCACCGUCGGCGCUGUUAACUCAAGCUGCACUUACCCAUUAUUCUCAGUCACUCUAACGCAUGUUGGAGGCACUCAGAAAGAAAAGGAAGAUUUGCUUUACGAACUGACAAGCGUUCUAUCUCACCCACUUCCAGACUCCACUAACCAUAUAUACGAAGCUAUUCUAUUGUGCAGUCAGAGCAUCUUCGAAAUCCUUGACUACCUUUCGAGAUGGCUACAAGGGAAGAAAAAGCAGCUCAACAGUCUUACGAGCCAUAACUAUCACUCAAGCCGCUCCCACAGGGAGGCUUGCCCGGAUUCACGUUUGGAUGCAGAUGCAUCCCAAGUUAAGGCUGUUGAAGCCCUGCUAGCUUCUAUACCUCCCGAGGUCAUUUCUAAAAGGGCUGUUGAGUGUAGAUCAUUCUCAAGAGCACUUUUUCACUGGGAACAAUAUAUUCGUCAGUCUAGGAACAAACAGACAGACUCUAAGGAUAUCGAACCGCUUUUCCAGCGUCUUCAAGAUAUAUAUAGUCAAAUCGAUGAGCCAGACGGCAUUGAGGGCAUAUCAAAUUACCUUCAUGCACUAAACAUUGACCAACAAGUGCUUGAACAUCGCAAGGCAGGAAGAUGGGCUACUGCACAAAGUUGGUAUGAGCUACAACUCGAGAAGGAGCCUAACAAUGUCGAUGCCCAGUGGAACCUUCUUACAUGUCUUAAAGAAUCAGGACAACAAGAUGCCAUUCUUACACGAUUUGAGAUCCUCCGAACGACUGACCCGGGCUCUAGGUUUGUCCCUUUUGCAAUCGAGGCAUCCUGGAUCACAGGAAAAUGGGAGAAGUUGCGCAGUUAUCUUCAGCUUUGCUCACAACAAGGAACAGGGGAUUUUAACAUCGGGGUCGGCUUGGCGCUUGAUGCCAUUCGUCAGGGAAGUAAUGAUAGAUUUGGGGAUAUUAUCUGUGGCCUGCGACUCAGUGUUGCAAAAUCACUCAAUGCCAAUUCUGUGGCAUCAUUGCAGUCAUGUCAUGACAGUAUCCUUAGGCUGCACGCCUUAGCAGAGAUUGAAUCUAUAGCUGGCUUAGACCUGCGAAGCGAGAAGGAUACGCUUCCCAAAAUCCGCGCUUCUCUGAGCCGCCGUUUAGACAUUCUAGGAGGGCAUAUAUCUGACAAGCAAUACCUUCUUGGUCUAAGGAGAGCUAUUAUGGAAUUAACACUUCUGUGGAAGGAUGGUCACCAUCGUAAAGCAAUACAAACAUUGGAGUGCGCAAUAGCUGCCAAUGAGUUUGCCCCAGAGAAUACGUCUGAUGGCUCUGACUCUGUCUAUCUGACCUCGAAUCGUGAAAAACACCAAAACCUACUUGCCGCCAGGGUAAUAUCUCAAUCUCUUUUACAUUGCUCAUCUUUUGUUAGCGAAAUGGACAGACAGAGCCGGGCAGACACAGUCGGAUGUCAUAGUACAGAGACAAUCUUUCCUAAGGCCGCCCCCGUACUAACUACUAUCAGGUGGGAAAAGGCCCAUUAUUACCUAGGAAAGCACUACAACAAGAUCUUAGAUUCGGAGAAAACCAAGCCACUAGGGAAAGAAGCACAAAUAUAUUUGAGCGGUGAGGCUUCUAAACUUGUGAUUGACAAUUAUCUCCGAUCGCUAGCACACGGGAACAAAUACGUUUUUCAGUCAUUGCCCAAGGUUCUCACCCUGUGGCUGGAGCAUGCGUCUACUGUGGAUCAGCCUUUUGAUCCGAAGAGGGGUAAUAAUGAAGACUUUCAAACACACACCCUGAAGCAAAGGAGAAAGAGUCUGGAUGAUAUGCAUUCACAAUUAAAGAAAUACGUCAACCGGAUGCCGGCUGCACUGGCACUAACAAGGUACAAGGAAGUAAACAAGAAGUUAAAGACAGAAACACCGUCAGAUAUGCGCGCGAUGAUAAAUCAGGGGCAAAGGUUCUCUGAAGAAAUGCUAAAGUUAUGCGUAGCGCGCGUCGAGAAAGCCUCUAGAAUCAACCUAGCUCGGGCUCUAGGGUUCAAUCACAAAGUUGCCCCUUGUCGACUUGUUGUGCCAUUUCAAGCAAUGCUGACUCCGACUCUACCGACAAGCCAUGAUGCAGAGUACCUUAAGGGGUUUAGGGCUUUCCCUAGAGACCCAACCACUAUUGAAGCUGUUCUUGACGAUGCUCAAGUCCUGAACUCGCUCCAGAAACCACGGAAGAUCAGCGUUCGAGGGUCGGAUGGAAGGAUUUACAAUAUCCUCUGCAAGCCCAAAGAUGAUCUCCGCAAAGACCAGCGCCUCAUGGAGUUUAACAACAUGAUCAAUAGAUUCCUUAAACGGGAUGUUGAAUCAAGCAAACGACGCAUGUAUAUCCAAACAUAUGCGGUUACACCUUUGAAUGAGGAAUGUGGACUGAUUGAAUGGGUUGAUAAUCUUCGAACGUUGAGGGAUAUUGUUAUCAAGCUGCUGAGGGAACGGGGCAUCGCGCCAAAUUACUCAGAAAUCGGACAAUAUCUCGAUGAAGCAUGUUCCGAAGUCUCGAAAUUGCCUUUGUUUACUACCAAGAUUCUACCAAAGUUUCCCCCAGUCCUACAUGAGUGGUUUGUCGAGAUGUUUCCAGAGUCUGGAACAUGGCUUGCAGCGAGGCUUCGCUAUACUCGGUCCUGUGCAGUCAUGUCAAUGGUUGGAUACGUUCUAGGGCUCGGAGAUCGACAUGGCGAAAAUAUUCUAUUCGAGGAGGGCACUGGCGGUAUUUUGCAUGUUGAUUUCAACUGCCUUUUUGACAAGGGCUUGACUUUCGAUAAACCCGAACUAGUUCCGUUUCGUCUCACUCAAAAUAUGGUGGACGCAUUUGGAGCUUAUGGGUAUGACGGACCGUUCCGGAAGACGUGCGAAAUAACCCUUGGUUUGCUCCGGCAAAAUGAGGAUGCGCUGAUGACUGUACUCGAGACAUUUCUGCAUGACCCAACGACAGACUUCAUUGGGAAGAAACGACGCACCCAUGUUAGUGUUCCAGAGACACCUGCAGGUGUCCUUGAAAAUGUUCGUAACAAACUCCGUGGUCUUCUACCUGGGGAAUCCGUUCCAUUGUCGGUGGAUGGCCAUGUAGACGAAUUAAUUGUGCAAGCAACCGAUAAAAAGAAUCUCGCCGCGAUGUACAUUGGUUGGUGCGCAUUCUUCUAG
This is a messenger RNA of Aspergillus pseudotamarii, 5733 nucleotides long. RefSeq names its product protein kinase MEC1 (gene atrA). The transcript has 29 exons. Lineage: Eukaryota; Fungi; Ascomycota; Eurotiomycetes; Eurotiales; Aspergillaceae. Gene Ontology annotation, biological process: telomere maintenance; DNA damage checkpoint signaling; protein phosphorylation. Gene Ontology annotation, molecular function: protein binding; protein serine/threonine kinase activity. Gene Ontology annotation, cellular component: nucleus. The record is from RefSeq and is a predicted model, not a curated record. The coding region runs from base 1 to 5733 and encodes 1910 amino acids.